AUGUAUACAUAUAUAACAUAUUUGAAUAUAUAUUUCAUAAAAAUACGUAUGAUGAUGAACCCUACAUUAGGAAAACCAGAAGAGGAUUUGGCUGUCUAUGAUUAUACAGACAUUUCAAUGAAUGUGUGUCUUAAAAAAUAUGAAUAUAUAUUUGAUCCUUGGACAAAUGAUUCAAGGUAUUUAUAUUCUAAUGAAAAUAUGCAAAAUGAAAUAGAAGCCUUAAAUGAGUUAAUGAAAUCUAAAGUAUCCCUAGUUUGCGCAUUUUUUAACCCGGCCUUUUCAUAUUUAUUUAUGACUAUUGGUUUUAUAGGAAUGUUUGUUUUUUAUAAAAUGAAAAAUGACCUUUCUAUGGGAUUUAUAUUUGCAUGUAUCUUUUUAGUUUCAUUCUCCCAUUAUAUUAUGUGUAUUAUCUGUAGUUAUAUAAUAACCAAGGAUGUUAUAAAAUCAGUAGAAACAAGAAUAAAGUCAUUAAAUAUAAAAUAUAAAAAAGAAAAAAUAUAUUUUAAAUUAAUAAACCUUAGUAGCUUCGGUUUAAAAUAUUUGAAACUCUUUACUUUAUCAAAAGGACAAGCAUAUUUUACUUUAAGGGUUAUAUAUAAGUAUUGCAAAAUUAUAUGA
This is a messenger RNA of Plasmodium falciparum 3D7, 618 nucleotides long. RefSeq lists its product as uncharacterized. The coding region runs from base 1 to 618 and encodes 205 amino acids. The record is from RefSeq and is a predicted model, not a curated record. Lineage: Eukaryota; Apicomplexa; Aconoidasida; Haemosporida; Plasmodiidae. The transcript has 2 exons.